Messenger RNA from Fusarium musae, 1119 nucleotides. RefSeq lists its product as uncharacterized. The transcript is spliced from 3 exons. Bases 1 to 1119 code for a protein of 372 amino acids. NCBI's taxonomy places the organism in Eukaryota, Fungi, Ascomycota, Sordariomycetes, Hypocreales, Nectriaceae. Gene Ontology annotation, molecular function: 6-phosphogluconolactonase activity; protein binding. The record is from RefSeq and is a predicted model, not a curated record.
AUGCCUGUUCAUCAUCUCAUGGUCGGUACCUGGACUCCUCCAGGUGCUAUCUUCACUUUUGCCUUUGACGAUGAAGCUCUUACACUUAAGCUUGUGAAAAGGACCGAGAUCCCCAAGGAUGAGCCCAUUUCAUGGAUGACAUUUAGUAAUUUUACUCACAUUGCCCUCCAGCAUGAUCGCAAAGCUAUUUACGGUGCUGCUAUGAAGAAGUGGUCCAGUUUCGCCGUCGAAUCGCCAACUUCGAUAACUCACCAAGUCUCUCACCCAAUGGAGCACGAUCCCAAUGCUUCUCUUGCCACCACGAACACCCGUGCCAUCUUCCUUCUCGCAGCGAACAAGCCUCCUUAUGCCGUCUACUGCAAUCCUUUCUAUGAUCACGCUGGCUACGGCGCUGUCUUCACCACCGAUUCCACUACAAAGGCUCUCAAGGAAAAUGUUCAGAACUACCCUUACCAGCCUAACACGGGUAUUCACGGAAUGGUCUUUGAUCCUGAGGAGGAGUACCUUUAUUCUGCCGACCUCCGUGCUAACAAGAUCUGGACCCAUCGCCGUGUCAACAAAGACAACCCUUCUCUUGAGCUGGUCGGUUCUGUCGAUUGUCCUGAUGCUCGAGACCACCCCCGCUGGGUGGCCAUGCAUCCUACUGGAAACUACCUCUACGCUCUUAUGGAGAAGGGCAACCGAAUCUGCGAGUACCUCAUCGAUCCCGCAACUCGUCUGCCCGUUUACACUCAUAAGCACUACCCUCUGAUCCCUCCAGGUAUCCCUGAUAGGUGGACACAGUACCGUGCUGAUGUCUGCGUGCUUUCGUCGUCGGGCAAGUAUCUCUUUGCCUCGUCCCGUGCCAACUCCUUCGACCUGACAGGGUAUGUGGCCGCCUUCAAGCUCUCGGAUACCGGCGCCAUUGAGCGCCAGAUCUGCCUCAAUCCUACACCUACGAGUGGUGGACAUAGUAAUGCGGUUGCACCUUGCCCUUGGACAGAUGAGUGGGUAGCAAUCACGGAUGAUCAAGAAGGUUGGCUGGAGAUCUACCGCUGGCAAGAUGAGCACCUCGCCCGUGUUGCAAGGGUCAGAACACCAGAACCUGGUUUCGGCAUGAACGCCAUCUGGUAUGACUGA